UUUAAUGCCCCAGCUGUAAUUUUAGAUCCGAAGACAGAAAUGAGAUUGGAAUCGACUUUCAGGACGUUAAAAGAGUCUGUUAUACACAUAUUCGUCUUACUUUUAGCUCCCUUGAACAAGUCCAAUUCUAUUGUGGGCAAUAACCGGCUAACUAAACAUGGUCCAUUAGAUGAAGUUGAUGAGAGCAACGCUAAAAUGAGUAAGGGAACCACAAAUAAAGAAAAACGCUUCACUUGCGAUGUAUGCAAUAAAACCUGUAGUAGACAAAGCAAAUUGAAUAUUCACAAACUCAAACAUAGUGGUAAAAAACCAUUCAAAUGUGAAGCUUGUGGAAAUCAAUUUUAUACAAAAUUUGAACUGAAUUCUCACAAACUGGUCCACCGUGAUGAAAGACCGCACAAAUGCAGAAAAUGUGAAAAAACAUUCAAACGUCAAAAAGAUUUAUCUGAGCAUAUGCUUUCCCAUAAUGAAGAAAGGCCCUACGAUUGUGAAGAAUGCAAAAAAGCUUUCAAACGCAAACAUCAUUUGACUGUACAUUUGCGUUCCCAUAAGGGAAAAAAUCCUACACCUGUUGGGAAAGAAAUAAAGGAUUUUUAG
Rodentolepis nana is the source of this 597-nucleotide messenger RNA. Lineage: Eukaryota; Metazoa; Platyhelminthes; Cestoda; Cyclophyllidea; Hymenolepididae. The record is from the annotation of a GenBank genome assembly.